This is a messenger RNA of Fusarium coffeatum, 3315 nucleotides long. RefSeq lists its product as uncharacterized. The record is from RefSeq and is a predicted model, not a curated record. The transcript has 6 exons. Gene Ontology annotation, biological process: D-serine catabolic process. The coding region runs from base 1 to 3315 and encodes 1104 amino acids. Gene Ontology annotation, molecular function: D-serine ammonia-lyase activity. NCBI's taxonomy places the organism in Eukaryota, Fungi, Ascomycota, Sordariomycetes, Hypocreales, Nectriaceae.
AUGGCUCAGACUGAGCAAUCCAACGGAGAAUCAAGGACUGAGCCUAUCAGAAUGGACAAACCCAUAUGUCAAAUCAUCACACCAGUCGGCAUGUUAGGCUACGGCUUCGACGAAAAACUAACAUAUCACGAACUCACCGGUCUAGACCCCAACAUACCAACAGCUAUCAUUCUAGACUCUGGCUCUACAGAUAGUGGACCGCAGAAGUUGGCUCUUGGAUCAAUGACCUCUCCUCGGUCAUCUUAUGUUAAAGAUCUGUCUAAACUUCUGAAGCUGGUUCAUACGUUUGAUGUACCGCUUAUUUUUGCUUCAGCUGGUGGUGAUGGUACUGAUGAGCAUGUGAAAGAAAUGGAAGAAAUUAUCAAGGAUAUUACCGAGGAGGCAGGAAAUGGUGAUUACUCGUUCAACACCAUCUCUUUAUUCUCAAACAUCAACAAGGACACCAUCCUCGAACGAUUCAACCAGGGCCGUCUUACAGGCUGUGGCCCCUGCGUCCCUCCUGCCUCCGAAGAAGAGAUUCAAUCUUCCCUCCGCGUAGUAGCUCAAAUGGGCUACGAACCCUUCCUCGACGCCAUGAACGCCAAUCCAGACUUCGACAUCAUCAUCGGCGGCCGGGCCUACGAUCCCUCGCCAUAUGCAGCAUAUUGCGUCCACCAGCUCAUGCGCCAGACAGACAUAACUGAUGAGCAACUUCACUCCAGCUUGGGAGGGUUUCUACACAUGGGGAAGAUCCUCGAGUGUGGAGGUCAAUGUUCUACUCCUAAGUCUCAUGGAGCUGUGGCUAGUGUCUAUGCGAGUGGGUUAUUUGAUAUUAGACCUAUGGCUCCUGAUUCAGUUUGUACGACUCUUUCUGUUGCUGCGCAUACUCUUUAUGAGAAUACACGACCAGAUGUUCUUCGUGGACCUGGCGGUUCCAUCCAUCUCGACAACUCCCAUUACGAGCAACUAUCCGAUGGAAAGACCGUUCGAGUAAGCGGUAGUAGAUACCGCUCGUCAGAGAAAGACGGUGCACCGUACCAGUUCAAACUUGAAGCUGCGCGCAUAGUGGGAUAUCGAUCUAUGUUCAUGGGCAGCGUGAAAGACUAUAUCCUCAUUUCGCAAAUAGACAAGGUUCUAGCACGCGUAAAGCUUUACGUAGCCCAACAACACCCCGAAAUCACAAGUCACUGGAAAGUAGAUUUCCACGUCUAUGGAAAGGGACAAUUCCCAGGACAGUUGUUUAUUGUUGCGGAGGCACUUGCUUCGACGCAGCAGUUGGCGAAUAGUAUUGCGUCGAAAGCUAGAGUUGGGAUGAUCCAUGCUCCAUACCCAGGACAGAAAGCUACCGCUGGAAACUUUGGGUUCGGAAUUGGAGGCUUAAUGGAGCUUGAGUUGGGACCUUGUGCGGAGUUUUCGCUUUAUCAUUUGAUGGAGCUGGAGAGUCAUGAGCAGCGUGUUUUUCCGGUCGGUGAUGGAAGGCUUGAAGGACCGCUUUUGCGAGGGAGUGUUUCUCGAAUUGGCAAUGGAUCUAUGAAGCCAAGAGUCAGGGAUCUGCCUAAGAUCCCAGGCGAGAUGCUAUUCAUGCCAGGCGCAGAGCACAUAGCACCAGCUCCAUCCCAACCCAUCACAAAUCCCCAAACCCUAUCAGACCUUUGCAGCGUCCUCCGUUCCAAAAACGCAGGACCCUACGAAAUCACCAUUGACGCAAUAUUCUCAUCCAAAGAGAUCUACAACACCGUCAAAACCUCCGGUCUUCUCUCUCCAAGCAAUGUAGCCAAAGCCAUUGGUGUUGCAGAAGAGAAUAUCAUCUGGAUCGGGUUUUUUGACCCAGCUAUCUCAUUCAAGGUAACUAUACCGAGGGUUAGGAUGGGUGUGAAGAAGGCAGCCGGUGGAUUUAUGGAGAAUGAUAUUCAUGGAUCGCAAGAGCAUAUGGGGCUUGCGAGCAAGAACUUCUAUCGUACUUUCAACAUGGCUGUUCCUCAAAGACAGACUCCUCGCAUUGAGGACCUCUGUGCAUUCUACGUCGGCAAAAGCAUCCACGAUGCCCCCAAACCAGCAGUUAUCCUUGACAAAGCCAAGAUCAAUCGCCAUUGUCAGUCUAUGCUCAAGGCAGUCGACACGCUUGGUCUCGGAUUCCGCGCACACGUCAAAACUCACAAGACAAUAGAAGUCGCCCGUCUCCAAUCCGGCCAAGGAAGUGGUGAUGUCAAACUCAUCGUAUCCACCCUUGCAGAGAUUGACCAUCUCCUCCCUCUAUUCAAAGAGUACAAAGCUGCAGGUCGUCGUCUAGACAUUCUCUACGGCCUUCCCCUUCCACGCUCUCAAAUCCCUCGCUUAGCUGCUCUCGGCACGGAGUUAGGACCAGGCAGUAUCUCCGUGCUCAUCGACCAUCCCUCUCAACUUCAAUCCGUCAAGGAUUUCUCCCAGCAUGCUAAGUUUCCGGCGAGGGUCUUUUUAAAGGUCGAUACAGGAUAUCAUCGCGCUGGUCUACCGCCGACGUAUAUGAAUAAGAAUGGUCUGAUUGAGAGUCUUGCGCAGCUUGAGGUGAGUGGAGAGGCUGAGUUGUUGGGGUUGUAUUCGCAUAGUAGUCUGAGCUAUGCGGACUCAACGCCUGAACAAGCGAUGGGGAAUCUAGAGGGGGAAAUUCAGGGAUGUUUGGAGGCGGUCAAUGCCCAAGCACAAUUAUUCGCCAAGGAGAAGCAACUUAUCAUUAGUGUCGGUGCUUCUCCUCAGGUCACGGCUGUCGAAAACUUGGUCACUUCCGAAGGGGAUUUAUCACCAGCAGCUGCUUCCCUGCGCAAGGCUAUCGAAACAGUUACCACUGGUCAGCCCGGUGGUCUGAAAACCAAGCUGGAGCUUCAUGCGGGUGUGUACUCCAUUCUCGACAUGCAACAAGUCUCCACCAACUCAAGAAGACACCUCGGUUCUGCCGAAGACGAAAUCGCCAUUUCUGUCAUCGCAGAAGUAUGCAGCGUCUACAACGACAAGGAACGUGCGCAACCCGAAGCUCUCGUCGCUGUCGGAACGCUAGGACUCGGUCGAGAGCCUUGUGCUGCUUACUCCGGCUGGGGAGUUGUUAGUCAAGUUUCUGGAACGAGACGAUUGAUCGUUGAUCGGGUUAGUCAGGAGCAUUCGAUAUUGGCGUGGGAGUAUGGUAAGGAUGAGGAUACUUCUGCGAUUCCACCUGUGCCGUUGGAGGUUGGACAGAAUGUGGUGAUUUUUCCGAAUCAUGCUUGUGUCACUGGGGCUUUGUAUGGGUGGUAUCUCGUUGUUGACUCGGAGGAGGGUGACGGGAAGACGAUUGUUGAUGUUUGGGGAAGGGCUAGUGGGUGGUAG